Molecule: messenger RNA, 2057 nt
Organism: Saprolegnia parasitica CBS 223.65
Lineage: Eukaryota; Oomycota; Saprolegniomycetes; Saprolegniales; Saprolegniaceae
Exons: 5
Coding region: 1-2034 (677 amino acids)
Source: RefSeq, a predicted model, not a curated record
AUGGCCCAGGGCAAGCCGUCGGCCGUCGCGCUGGUCGGCAACACGGGCGGCGGCCAAGUAAAGUGGAAUGCCGUCAAGCUCGGGGCAGCGUCGGUAUUGGACCACCGCGUUGUGCUUGACAGCAUUCGCUACGACUAUGACAUUGCCGAUCCGCAGUCGUACCAAGUCCUCAAGCAAAAUGCCGACCGGCCGUGUCCGUACACGCAACCUUUUCCAAACGAUCAGUUCGCAACGCACGAGCCAUCGCUCACUGCUGCUGUCGCGGCCGUCUCCUCGCCUUUCAACGCCGAUCGCGAGUCCCCCAAAGAAGAUUCAAUUUCAAACCUUGUCCAUCACCGCACCACGGUCGCCAAUGAAGCCGACAUCACCACAGAAACCGAGGUCGCCACCCAAACCCACAACACAAGUGUCAUCAACAACGAGAGACCCAAGCACAUUCCGUCGAUUGCCGAGGUGGACCGCAAGCACACGCGUCAAUUUGCACUGGCCAAAAUGCAGGUGGACGGACUCGCAAGUCAGCUCUCCAAGCACGAAAAGACAGGCAAAACUCUCAAGAGCUCCCUCUCGGACGACGACUUCACCGCGGCGUGCCUCACGGUCGCGCGCCUCGCGGCCGAGUACGCCGCGAUCGGCGAUCCCGAGACGGCAUGGGUCUACCGCUGCUUUGGCGCGCGUGCGCUAGGCGACCGCUACAUCCAGUCCUUUCUGAAAAACGUCACUUUGCAGUUUUACGACGACGCGGUCGUCGACUUGGAGCGGGCGUGUGGGCACUUUCAAACACUCUUUGAGAUCAAAAACCAGACGAAUUAUGCGCGCACCGAGGACGAGACCCAGAGCCAAAGCGAUCGCGAUCGCUUCAUGCUCUUAUCGCUUGCCCCCGAGCACGUGGUCAAGUCGUUUGCGGCCCACGCUGCCAACACGGCGCUGCGCCAAGCGUCGAUCGCGAUCGCCGAGGCGAAAUCCCGCACUGGCAGUGUCUUCCACAUUCGCAUGGCGUGCGAGAUGCUCUCGAUCGCGUACGCGGCCUUUGCGUGGCUCCGCUUGGAGACUGACCAGCUGGGUAUCGUGCACACGUCGAUUGACGCGGCCCAGCGCAACGCCACGCUGGCGACGGCUUUGGCGACCUUGGCCUCGAACCGGCACAAGGCGCUCGUGACCGAGUGGAUCACCCACCACGAGACGUGUGCGGCGCAGGCGCAGAGCUUUCUCACGAUCGCCACGACCGCCGACCGGUUGCCGAAAGACGUGGCGAUCGCAUCGCGCAUUGCCGCGACCAACCUCGAGAAGCGCGUCAUGGUCGCGGUGGUCCAAGUGCUCCAAGGCCGCGGCGUGGACCGCAAACAUAGCAGCCGCAUCAAAGCCACGCGCGACCAAACCAAGAUGGGCAUGUCGGAGCAACGGCUUCGUCGCAAGAGCGCGCUCUCGGGCCACGUGGACGGGGCGUACGUGAGUCUUCUCGCUGCCAAGCGCCGGUCGGACCUGCUGGCCGCGUCGUACGAAGCCAACGUGUACGCGCUAACAAAGGACACGCGCGCCGUGCUGCCGCUCCAACCCCCGUCGCCGCGACAGCAGGCCGAGCUCGCCGCCAUGGACGACGAGGCCAUCGCGUCCAUGGCUUACGAGACGGAAUCGGAGCGCCGCGAGCUUGUGACGCACCGUGUCGCUGCCGGCUAUGUUCGCCACGUGCUCGAUCUCAGUGUGCGCCGCAUGCUGCGAACCGUGGGCGCGGUCCCCACCCCUCACGCCCCCUCGGCAAUACCACCACCGUCGUCUGCGCCGGCGACCUUUUUCGAGUUGGACUUGGACACGCAGCGCCACGUCCUUUUGGCCGAGAUCCAGCACUGCAAAGCGCUGUACGAAGGCCGAGUUGCGGACGAGGUGGGCACGAUGCAAAAGCUUCGCUGCCUCCUCCACGAGCCCGUCCGCGUGCAAGAGGCGUCCGAGGCUGGCGCGUACGCCAUCUUGCAGUCGCCUACAAGCAGCGCUCUGGAGACCGACGCGUACGAGAUCGAGUACGCCGACAUGGCAUGGUAGCGACCCCCUAAAUCCCCCCACUG